This is a messenger RNA of Populus nigra (black poplar), 1257 nucleotides long. Its product is annotated as 1-(5-phosphoribosyl)-5-[(5-phosphoribosylamino)methylideneamino] imidazole-4-carboxamide isomerase, chloroplastic-like. Gene Ontology annotation, cellular component: cytoplasm. The record is from RefSeq and is a predicted model, not a curated record. The coding region runs from base 142 to 1119 and encodes 325 amino acids. The transcript has 8 exons. Gene Ontology annotation, molecular function: 1-(5-phosphoribosyl)-5-[(5-phosphoribosylamino)methylideneamino]imidazole-4-carboxamide isomerase activity. NCBI's taxonomy places the organism in Eukaryota, Viridiplantae, Streptophyta, Magnoliopsida, Malpighiales, Salicaceae. Gene Ontology annotation, biological process: L-histidine biosynthetic process; L-tryptophan biosynthetic process.
UAAGCUUACAACUCUCUUUUAGGCUCAGGUACGCACACCCUAAUUCAGCGGGUGAUCAAAAGAAAAAAGCUUGGCCUCUUCUUGUCGCACAAACUGAGCUAAGGCAGUUCUGUCUUCGCAGUUUCUUUAGCAAAAACAACAAUGGCCGGUAGCAGCAGCAGCCUACAUUCCUCUGCUUCAUCCUCCCACAAGCUUCUUGCUUCAAGAAAGGUCUUUAGCUCUUCAUUAUUUCAUGGUUUUCAAAGGCAUUGCAGAUACAGAUUCAUUGCAUCCUUCCCUUCUUCGCAUGCCACCUCUAGAUCUUUUUCUUGCUUGUCUAUAAAAUGUGCUGUACGUUUUCGACCUUGCAUCGAUAUACACAAGGGUAAAGUGAAACAAAUUGUUGGGUCUACCCUCCAGGAUUUGGAGGACGAUGGUUCAGCUCUUGUGACAAAUUUUGAAUCAGAUAAGACUGCAGCAGAGUUUGCAAAUUUGUAUAAAGAAGAUGGGCUCAUGGGUGGCCAUGUGAUUAUGCUUGGAGCUGAUGAUUUAAGCAAAGCCACAGCCAUUGAAGCCUUGCGUGCCUAUCCUGGCGGCUUGCAAGUUGGAGGUGGUAUCAAUGUAAACAAUGCUUUGAGCUACAUAGAAGAAGGAGCCAGCCAUGUUAUUGUUACUUCAUAUGUCUUUAACAAUGGUCAAAUGGACCUAGAAAGGCUGAAAGACCUUGUUCGUGUUGUUGGAAAGCAGAAGCUUGUUUUAGACCUUAGCUGCAGAAAAAAGGAAGGUAGAUAUGCAAUUGUCACUGAUAGAUGGCAGAAGUUCAGUGAUGUAUAUCUUGAUGAGAAAGUAUUAGAAUUUCUUGCAAACUAUGCUGAUGAGUUUUUGGUUCAUGGUGUUGAUGUUGAAGGCAAAAGGUUGGGAAUUGAUGAAGAGCUCGUGGCAUUGCUUGGCAGGCACUCACCAAUUCCUGUGACUUAUGCUGGCGGUGUGACAGUAAUGAAUGAUUUAGAGAGAAUAAAGGUGGCAGGGGACAGGCGCGUGGACGUUACUGUGGGCAGUGCUCUUGAUAUAUUUGGGGGUAACUUGCCAUACAAAGAUGUUGUGUCUUGGCAUACGCAGCAGGAGACUUUGAUGGUUUAGUUCCUUCUAAUUGUUGUGUUUUGUAUGAUCCCACACUUAAAGUUCAAGUUUCAUUUAGUUUUUGAAGUUUCUCAGAUCUUUAUAGAUGAUGCAUGUAGACUGCAAAGGAUUCCUAGUUGUUUCUUGUUUUUUUCUGCA